This is a messenger RNA of Protobothrops mucrosquamatus (brown spotted pit viper), 2106 nucleotides long. RefSeq names its product D-glutamate cyclase (gene DGLUCY). Gene Ontology annotation, biological process: glutamate metabolic process. The record is from RefSeq and is a predicted model, not a curated record. Gene Ontology annotation, molecular function: D-glutamate cyclase activity. Lineage: Eukaryota; Metazoa; Chordata; Lepidosauria; Squamata; Viperidae.
CUCAGUAAGGAUGAAGAAAUGGUUUGCCUGGCAGGUUUGAAAGCUCUUCUUCCUUAUGCUGUCAGAAAUCUGAUUCGAUCAAAUAAACUCAACAUUAGCAAUACCUCCGGAAUGGCAGAAGGAUUUAUUCAGGCAAAUGUUGUAAUUAUGCAUAAAUCUUUUGCUGAUGACUUUGAAAAAUUUUGUCAAGCAAAUGAUGGACCACUUCCCUUGCUGUAUAGAAGUAAGCCAGGGGAAUGGAAAUGUCCUUUCUUGAGCAACAGUUCUGAUAUAAGAAGUGACUGCUUGCAAUACAAGAAAUAUGAACAUGGAAUAUCCACAGGAAUUUUGACAAAUCUAAAAGAAUAUUCUGAACAGUUUAAAGACAUGGUGACCUUUUAUCUUGGCUGUAGUUUUACAUUUGAAAAGGCACUCCAGAAACCUGGCGUUCCUGUAAGAAAUGUGGAACAGCAAUGUAAUGUAAGCAUGUAUAAGACUGCUGUUCCUUGCUGUGAUACCGAAUGUUUUCACUGUCAUCUAAUAGUAACUAUGAGAUAUAUACCUAAAGAUAAACUGAAGGAGUGUGUGCAAAUCACUCAUCCAAUGAAAAAAUCACAUGGAGCACCAGUUCACAUUGGCUCUUCUGAUUUGUUAGGAAUUAAAGAUCUUUCCAGUCCAGAAUAUGGUGAUGCAGUACAAGCUCAUCCUGGAGAUGUACCAGUCUUUUGGGCCUGUGGUGUAACAGGAAUAGAAGCUGUCAUCAAUUGCAAGGCUCCACUGGCUUUUACCCAUUCCCCUGUUUGCAUGUUUAUCACUGAUUUGGAAAUUGAAGAUGAUGCAUCUGGUAAUGAUAAAGAUCUCCCAGAAGUCUAUUGUAUUUCUCAGAAUCCUUUGCAUUAUAGCAUUGCUUCAACAGCAGCUGUAAAGAAAAUUAUAUGCUUAGAAGAUAUAAUAGCGAUAGAUCCAGGGAACAGAGGUGUGAAACAUCUGUUUUCUCCGGAUGAACUCCUAAAGACCUGCCUGUCGCUUUCCCAUGCAAAGUCGGUGUUGAUUACUACAGGAUUUCCCACCCAUUUCAAGUAUGAACCUCCUGAAGAAAAUGAUGGGCCACCUGGAGCCAUUGCAAUGGCAGCAAUCUUGAAAGCCAUGGGAAAAAAUGUAGUUAUAGUAACGGAUCAAAGAGCUCUCGAUUUAAAUAGAAAGAUAAUCAAGGAAGCUGUUGAGCAAGAAAUACUGGAAACACCAGUUCCUGUAAUCAGUUACCAAAGCAAUUCUCCAGAUUCAGCUCUGCAGUUCUUAUGUGAAGAUGGGAAUCCAGAAAAACCAAGAUUUAAUCAUUUGAUAGCAAUAGAACGUGCUGGGAUGGCUGCUGAUGGUAAUUACUAUAACGCAAGAAAAGUUAAUAUUAAACAUUUAGUAGAUCCCAUUGAUGAACUCUUUAUAGCUGCACAAACUCUCCCAGGAAUUACUACUACAGGUAUUGGGGAUGGAGGAAAUGAAUUAGGAAUGGGAAAAGUAAAGGAAGCCACAAAGAAGCACAUUAAAAAUGGAGAUAUCAUAGCUUGUGAUGUGGAAGCUGAUUUUGCGGUUGUUGCAGGUGUUGCCAACUGGGGAGGCUAUGCAGUUGCUUGUGGACUUUAUAUCCUCAAUACGUGUGAAAUACAUGACCGCUAUCUGAGGAAAGCUGUUGGAUAUCCCAGGUUUUCCAAGUAUAAGAACUGGGCAUCAGCAUUACCUUCUGUGGCUAAGGAAGAAAACAUGCUGAAGAUAUUACAGCGGCAUCACGUUCGCAGUGGGAUAACUGCAAGUUUGGCAAUGGAAGUGGAUGCUCUGCCGUUCUUUAACAUUCAUUCAAAUUUAAUAGAGAGGCUGCUGGAGGAAACUUUCAAAUAAUACUCCCUCUCUAAAAAUAUGGUAUAUUAAACACAUUCAGUCCAGAAUACCAUUACACUCCCUGAUCAGAUAUCCUGCCACAAUUUACUAUUCCAAAUAUUGUAAGGUAGAAGAACCUGUGAUCGUACAGUAAAUUACUGGAAUAAUGUCAUUGCGGAAUAGAUUUUUCAGAAUGAUGUCUUUUUUUCAGUUAUUUGACUAAAAUAUAUCAACAAUAAAUUAAUUGAGAAUGUA